GCGGGCGCGGACGGCGGGCGGCCAGGUGAGCCUCCGGCCCGGGCGGCGGGCGGCCAGGACACCAUGUUUGCACGGGGGUUGAAGAGGAAGUGCGCGGAUGGCGAGGAGGACGGGGAAGGAGCCCUGGCCGCCCUCCGGGCUGCGCCCUCCUACAGCCUGCAGCGGCAGUCGCUCCUGGACAUGUCGCUGGUCAAGCUCCAGCUCUGCCACAUGCUGGUCGAACCCAACCUCUGCCGCUCGGUCCUCAUAGCCAACACAGUCCGGCAGAUCCAGGAAGAGAUGACCCAGGAUGGGACUUGGCGGGUGACGGCGCCCCAGACGGUGGGGCGGGCGCCACUCGACCGCCUCGUCUCCACGGAGAUCCUGUGUCGCUCAGCACGAGAGGCGGAGCCCCCUGGCCCUGGCUUGGGGGACGGCCACGCGCCAGACAUGGUUUCUGAACUCUGCGUGGUCCCAUCUGCACAGGCCCUGCAGAGCCCACAGAGCAGCGUUUGGGAAGUGGACAGCCCUCGAGAAAACAGAGGGAGCUUUCCGAAGUCGUUAGAUCAGAUAUUUGAAACCCUGGAUAGUAAAACUCCCGGUGCCGUGGAGGAGCUGUUUUCAGACGUGGACAGCUCCUACUAUGACCUGGACGCCGUGCUGACGGGCAUGGUGGGUGGCGCCAAGUCGGGCCACAGUGACACGCUCGAUGCCUUGGCCUCUGCGCCCGCCCCGCCACCUAGCUCCAGCUGUAAGGACCUGGGUGAAUUGGACCACGUGGUGGAGAUCCUGGUGGAGACCUGAGCCGGCUGCGUGCCCACGACUGGGAGUGGCCGCAUUAGAAGGCCCCUGAGAACACCCAGAGCGCCGGGGCUGGGAGUGCGCCUGCCCCCGCCACGGGGUCAGCCCUGGUUUGUCUGCGGGGAGGACAGUGUCCCACCUCCCCUCCCGCUUCCUCCCCGAGGGGGCCGGGCACUUUUCCUACAGGCUGGUCCUCCUCUGGCCGACCUCCUGCCAGCCCCGGGCCCUCGUCCCCCCUGUGUCCCGCUACAGCUCCAUGGAGGGCACGCCGUCAGCUGCAUCCAGCAUCGUUUAACUUUAGAUAGGUGACUUUUUUAAAAUUAAGUUUUAUACAUUUUGGGCAAUAUUUUGUCUUAAGGUCUAUUUUUUAAACUUUUUAUACUUUUAUCUCUAGAUUUUUUCAGCUAUUUUCUUAAAAUUAUAUUUUUUCUAUCAACAUCUUCUGCUGCUACAUUAGAAACGUUUAUAACCUGAACAGCUGCAGUCGGUGUGUUCACUUUUACGGUAUAAACGAGGACUCGCCUUUUGUACGACACGCGUCCCUGCACUCUGGGUCAGCGGGUGUGUCGCGAUCUUCACUCCCACCGGUGCCUGAGCCUCCGUUGGCUCUGUUCAGGGAGAGCGCCGUUCAGCUCGAGCGCCUCACCCCGCGGCGCCUUCGUCCCUGGGUGUCGUCACAGAUCUGCGUGCGAGCCGCGUCUCUGUUAGACGUAGCGCAGACUGGGGAGGGUUUUAUUUAUGCCUAUUUAUACGUGAGGGUCGUUGGAGACGCUGGUCAGCUAUCUGGGGCAGUGCCUCCUGAGGAUCUGACUCUCGGGCCCCUCAGGAGGCCCCGGCGCGUGCUGUAGACCCCCCUAGCCAGCCAGGCUGCUGGACCUGCCUUCGCCGGGCCAAGGCGCGAGGAGGCUGCCAUGUGCCAGCCAUGUUCAGGAAGGGUGCGUGUCUGUGUACUGCUCAAUUGGAGGGUGCCCACGCUUAAACUGGUGCUGGGACAAGACUUUAAGAUUAAAUUUAAGAAUUCUUUAAUUCUUCAGAAUUAAAGAAAUCUGGACACAUGUCCUUUAUGCCCUUGAUCUUGAGGGCAACUGAUGGUGGGCUUGGCGGGGCACUGCCGUCUAAGAGGGCUUGGGGGUGCAGUGUGUGCACCCUGGGACCCUGCCUCGGGCGCCGAGACCACCCACGCCUCGAGAUCUUAUUUUCAGAUUUACAAGUAAGACUGUCCUCUCCCCCACGCCCCCAACACUUUCCUGUUUCCUUAGAAAGGUUUGUUUCUUGUGCAUAUGACCGUUUCAAUAUCAGUGAUGUACACCUCAUUUUAUUAAAAGUUAUCCAACACA
Diceros bicornis minor is the source of this 2117-nucleotide messenger RNA. It is a transcript of the gene CDCA4, whose product is annotated as cell division cycle associated 4. Gene Ontology annotation, cellular component: nucleus. The transcript has 2 exons. The record is from RefSeq and is a predicted model, not a curated record. Lineage: Eukaryota; Metazoa; Chordata; Mammalia; Perissodactyla; Rhinocerotidae. Gene Ontology annotation, molecular function: transcription regulator activity. The coding region runs from base 64 to 783 and encodes 239 amino acids.